This is a messenger RNA of Microthlaspi erraticum, 735 nucleotides long. Lineage: Eukaryota; Viridiplantae; Streptophyta; Magnoliopsida; Brassicales; Brassicaceae. The record is from the annotation of a GenBank genome assembly.
AUGAGUGAAUCGGAUAGGGAAGACAUUGAGAGAUUCAGGGAGGAACAGAGGAGGAAGCAGAGAGAAGAGUCAUUGAGCAGUGAGAGCGAGCUUGGCAACUUUGAGAUUGGGGUGAAUGUUGGAAGAGAAGAGAAUGAUGAUUCUCAAGGGGAACAAGAGGAUGAGGUUGAGGAAGUGGCUGAUGAGCCAAUGGAAGAGAAGGAAGAAGAUAAUGACCUCCCCAUGUUCCAAGAGCACUAUGAUGCUCUCUUCUCUAUGGAUUUUGUGAAAACCAAGUACCCUCAUGACAAGACCAUGAAAGCGCUUGGGAUGACCAAGGAUGUGGAGUUGGUGCUCAAUAACAUGCACUUGGCCAAGUUCUUCUCUCAUAGGAUGGAGUCUUACAAGGAGCUGACUUGUGAGUUCCUUGCAUCAUUGAGAUACUACAAGUAUGAUGAGGAAGAUAGAGCCGAUUUGGAUCAAGGAUUGGGGUGGAUCACGUUUUUGGCACUUGGAGUUAAGAGAAUGGUCACUUUUAGGCAGCUAGAGAUCUUAUUUGGCUUCAACUAUGGGGAAAGCACUCAAUGGAGGUUCACUGAAAGAGAGCUCCAAAGUGUUUGGGCUACAAUCUCUGAAGGAGAGUACUCUUCCUCAAGGUCCAAGGCCGCUCAGAUUAGGAGUCCAGUGCUGAGGGUAUGUGCACAAGGCGCUUGCCAACUCUUUCUUUGCAAGGAAGGCAACAGGCACUAUCAAUGA